Messenger RNA from Cajanus cajan (pigeon pea), 2575 nucleotides. RefSeq lists its product as uncharacterized. NCBI's taxonomy places the organism in Eukaryota, Viridiplantae, Streptophyta, Magnoliopsida, Fabales, Fabaceae. The record is from RefSeq and is a predicted model, not a curated record.
AUGCAUAUGCAUUUGAUUUUGUUCCCAGAUUAAAAAACCAUAUACUACUAUUUUAUAAGGAUAGUGUUCUCAGCCUCACUCAGUGUACUUAAUUCCUUACACUGACCAUUUUAUGCUUGAAGGAUCCGCUUUUCUCGCUUCUCCUCUUGCAGAUCCCACAAAGUUUUUUCCCUACCUUUUCUCACACAACCUCUCUCUCUCUCUCUCUCUCUGAUUGUGUCAUUUUCACUCUGAUUUCAUCACAUUUUUGACAACCCUUUUCCAUAUAAUCCAUCUUUCUUGUUUGUGAAGUUGAGAAAAGGAAAAAUCUUACCAAUUAUGGGUAGGGAAUGGCAUUUUGCUGGAAGAUUUUCUAAGAGAAGUGGUGUAGGAUCAGCUGAAGAAUCUGAAACACAAGCCCCUUCUGGUUGCAUGUGUGCUGUUUUUCAGUUCUUUGAUUUUCAUCCAUUUCACUUUCAUAACAUAAACCACCAACACCAACAAAGUUCUUUCAAACCACCCUCAUGCACCCCUGAAGACCAUACCACAGUCUCUAAAGGUGCUGAAGCACCUAGGAACAGCUUGGAAUCAGAGGAUGGUGAUGGAACAAUUUCAUCUCUCUCAUCAAAAGAAGAUUUUAAAAUUCCUAAUAUUAUUCAAAUCAAGACAAGUGGAGGCACAAGAACAAGUGGUGGAAAUUUGAAUGACUUGUCCUCAGAAAUCAGCAGCUCUCCAGGGACAAAGACACCAACUUUGGUAGCUAGAUUGAUGGGUUUGGAUCUUCUCCCAGGUGCACAAUCACCCUCUUUUUCUUCAUCUUCUUCUUCUUCAUGUGUUGCCACUCCAGACACACAAGGCAAUGUGCCACAUCUGCAACACCUGAGACACAAGCAACAUGUCCAAACAAAGCACAGAAACAGCAUAGACAGUAGUGACAUUGCAGCCACAAGAUCUUUGCCUGAUACACCAAGAAUCUCCUUAGCAAGAAGAUCAGAUGUUGACCAUCACCACAGGCUAUCACUCCAAAUCAUCAACAAGGAAAACAUGAACCUUGGUGAGGAUUUUGAGCUCCCUAGGCUCUCACUUUCCAAAAGGAAGUGCGAUGAGAAUCACAAUGGGAGGAGUCCAAGCCACUAUGCUAGGCAAAUUGUCAAACAGGUUAAGGAGAGUGUGAGUAGAAAAGUUGGUCAAGACAUCACCAACACUAGUCUCAAAACAAGAGAAGAAUUUGUAGGCCAAAUAAGAAGCAAGAAAUCCCACAAAACAUCAUCACUUAAAUCAAUUGAUGAAACAGAAACCAGCCACUCAAACUCAUCUUCCUAUUCCCCAAGGCUUAGAUUCAUUGAAAAGCACAAACCAAGCACAACAACAACAACUCCAUCACCACUCACUCCAAAAGAUCAAAACAUACUCAAACUACCACCACCUACUCCUCCUCAGGUUAACACUCAACCUCAGCUUCCAAGAGUCUUAACAAAACCAAAGCCAGAGCAGAAAGAGUUUCAGAGCAAUAAAUCUGUCCCAAAAUGCAAAAGGGUAACCAAUGAAAAGUUCAACUCAAGGCUCAAAAGGCCUCCACAGACAUCAGACAUAAUCAGAAACAAGCAAGAAGAACCAUUCAUCAUUCGUCCCACAUCGCCUAGUAGUAGAGCCAGUGACAUCAAAAGCACCAAAACCAAGAAAACUCACCCAUUGUCAAGCAAUCUCAACAAUGUACCAAAUGUUCUACCUGUCAAGACAGACCCUUCUCCUCCAGCAACCAAAAUUCCUCCCAAACAGUCACAACAGGUGUUUGAUACCGAACGUGAAGAGUCGAAAAGCAGCUGGUCAUCACAGUUAUCUAGUUGUUCGCGCCACCAUAAGUACAAACAAGAACAAACAAUAACAACAACACUCGCCACCCGAGACAACAACCUUAACGGUGUCUCUGCCUCCUCCACCGCCGUUGAACAAGAACUCCACUACAUCACUUCAAUCCUCGCCGUAAACCCCCACCCACCACUCGACCCAUCGAUCUUCCACCACCUCGAACACAAAGAUCGCAACUUUGCCCCGAACCACCAUCUGGGUCACCGUUGGAACCGGCGGUUACUGUUCGAUGUGGUGGACGAGGUUUUGGGGGAGAUCGUGGGGCCCAGAGAGGGAGAGAGAAGAAAGAGGCUUUGGUUUUGGAGGAAGGGUAAGGGUGGUGUUGAAGGGUUGGUGGAGAGGGUGUGGAAGAGAGUUGGGGAGUUCCCACGUGCCAAGUGUGAGGUGUUGGAGGACAUUGAUGGGUUGAUUGAAGGGGAGAGAGAGAUGGAUAUUGGUGAGGGAAUGGAGGAAGAAGGGGAAGGGGUGGUGGCAGAGAUUGAAGGGAACAUAUGGGACACGUUGCUGCAUGAAACAGUUAUGGUUGUGAAUUGCUGGCCCAGUGUGGGAAAUAUGGAAAUUCAGAACAAAUUAUUGUUUAGUGGAGAACUAAAGUGUGUUUAUGACUUGGCUUCAUUUCAAUAUCAUAUAUAGAUGAUAAGAUAAGGUUUUUGAUAAGUGAGAUUUAUAUGAAAUUGUGUGUUUUCUUCUAUGUUAUUUUCUCUAUUAGAAUUAAAGUUUUACGUUC